CUGUCUGGUUGUUACAAAUGCCUACCAAAUCGGGAUUUUGACAUAAAAUCGAAAAUGAGGAUAAAAUUAGAAUCGUAAAUUAAAAUUGUAAAAUUUUAAGGUCCUUGUAGAAAUUAACACUUAAAACAUUGGAUAGCAUCAACAUUGUAAAUCCUGGAUAAUACUGAAACAUGCCAUUUGUUCUAGUUAAUAAUUAAGAGAGAACUUAACAUCAAAUUGCUAGGAUCAAUAUUAGUAUCUAAGUACUCAAAAGCAUCAUCACCAUCAUCUGGAUGGUGCGGGGAUAAUCUUGGAGAUGGAUGCUGCCGACUAGUUUUGGUGGAGGAAGAUGGCAGAGGGUUAGAGCUGGUGGCCGUUCAAAAGGAAUGUGGUUAUGAGAGGGGACUAGUAGAACGAGAGAGGAAUAAGGGAUUAGGUUUCUCGCUGAUUUUGGGUAGGGGACACUGUCCAAUUCGCGAGCAAAACCUAACCCCACUGGUCUUAUUUGUUUUAAUUGACCUUGAAAUCGUGAAACUUUUGGAUUUCGCAGAUCUUUAUCGAGAUUUUAUGGGAUUUUAGGUUCCAAGAUUUUGUAGUAAAAUCAGGAUCGGAGUCCUCAGGUAAAAUGUAAGAUCUUAAUAUCGUAAGAUUUUAGAAUUAAAAUAAGAAUUUGGACUGCUUUUAUUGAUGCCACUAGCAAUGUUUCUAUUUUUCUUUUUGAAAUACAAAUUUUCCUGCUCAUUGAGCAUUAAGAAACAUGAUUUGUAUCCACAGUUAUUGUAGAGCAAGUUGUCCAUUGUAUAAGCUGAAAGCUAGGUUCAAAGCACAAGUUUUAGGCUUUAGGAUUGUCUCUACACAUCUCUCCUGUUGGAGCUUUGUGCAGAGGACUUGGUAGGGAUUUCAAAUGCCAUGGGAAUAAAUGUAGAUUUCGCUCUGAAAAUUGCUCUGUGGCAGUUUCUUCCUAAGGUUCAGAAAAGAUACUAGGAAGUACUUGCAGUAGUGAAAAGCAUACAUGGAGAUGUGAUUCGUAUGGACCAAUGCUGAACUGGGCCACUCAGUUCAACACAAUGCUUUAGAGGUUAUUGGAUUACGUCCUUAUGCUUUUUGGGUUGAGCUUUGUGCUCCUGAUUGCUGCUGUACUGGCGAACUUGUCUUUUUAACACGGGUAUGGCUCUUUACAGGAAGAGAGUGGAGCAGGGAAGGCCCAGAUGGUUUAAAUACAAUGACGGUUAGAGCAUGUGGAUUCGGUUUUUGGUAAACAUUUUGCCAAUAUUUUUGGGUUUCAAGUGCAUGAAUGAUAAGGGCAUAUUUGGAUAACUAGCUGCCAAUCAUGGCGUCACGGAGGGUUAAGGAGGUCAGGUGGAAAUUAUAUUUUGGAUUUUGAUCGAUACCGAGGUUGCUGGGAUGAAAAGAAAGCAAGCAGCUGCCGCAACAAGGCCAUGAAUCAGUAACGAAAAGCUAGCGCAUUUUUUUUAUCUGGGAUUGCUGAGUGCUGAGUGCUGAGUGCUGAGGGUUAUAUAGUGUAACAGUCUCUCUCUUGUUCACAAACAUUCAUUCUUUUGUGCUAGCAUUAUAUGGGAUGAAAUAGAAUAGCUUGCCUGGUUCUGUUUCUUUCCCCUCAUUUCCUCUUUUCUUUCCGCAUUCGUUGACGAAUACAGUGUGCUGCGCAUCUUAUUGUCCAAUCUUAUUGUCCACAGCUGACCUACUCUUAUGAUCUAUGAUCCUCGUUAGAGAGAGGAUUGAAUUGGUAGAUUCAUGGAUUGGUGGAUUGAUUCAUUAAUUUAAAUAGCAUUCAACACUUGGACCAUUUUGUAAACUUGGACAUUUUAGGUAUUAAAAUAUCAUAAUGAAAAAUUUUAAGUAUCAAAACAUGAUUUUCUAAAGAUAUUUUUUAUAUAAAAAAAUAGAUUUUAGGUAGCACUUGUAUAAUAUAAAAGUACAGGUAUUAAAAUGUAAUUCGUCGACUAUCAAUGAAUCCAAUACACGAAUCCACCAAUCCAAUUGGGUUUGGAAUUUGGAUAAAUGGAUGGAUUGGAUUACAAAUUGUCACCUCUAUUGCUUAUGGUUCUUUUAAUUUUUUUUCUUACAGAAAAUUGCCUAGGGUUGAUUUGAUUGGGUUGUAUAGGGUGAAACUCGAAUUACAUAAAUCUUUAGCGAGUUUGGGAUAUUUGUAAUAUACCAAAUCUUUUUCCGAAUAAAGUCUAUGGUUUUCAUUCCAAGAUGCAUAUUGAAGUGAUUUUUUUAGAACAAAUAUAGAUUAAAUUUAAAUAAUUAAAAUAACAUAUUGGCCAUCUUUUAUCCUUCCCAUUCCAACUCAAUGCCAUCUCUUCUCAAGGCUGGAUUAGGGUAAUAAAGCACUUAAUUUGUUGUCAUGGUGCUAACACUAAUCUCAACUAAUAUGAAGCUUGUAUUUUGCUGACUUUCUAUGUUUAAAGGGUUGACCACGGAUUUUAAUGUUAAUUGUAAAGGUAGGGGCAUGCUUGUCUUUUAAAAAAUUAUUAGAUCAUAUCAUGAAGCAGACCAGAAACACGACUAACCAAAUCACAACAUAAAAUUAUAAUAUAUACAAUGAUUUUUUUAUUCCAUAAUAUAUCUAAGUGGAUGUCAUUUUGAAAGGCAUGAUUAGUUUGUUUUCCUUUUUGCUUUUCAAAAUAACAUCCAUUAUAUAUAUAUACACGUUGUAACAAAAAAAUUAUAUAAUACCAAUGUAUACUAUAAUAGUAAAAUUUGGUGGUACAUAAGAUUAUACAAUAGUGAUAUAAAAGUGUAUUAUAAUGGUAGUCAAUGCAGUAAAAAACUAGCUUUAAAGCGUAAAAGACUACAAGUUUUUGGAACAAAAGCUAUAGUAUUUGAGAGGUCUAAAGCAUAAAAGAUAAGCUUUUAUGCUUUAACCCUUCCACUUAUUGUAACUUUUGUUACAAAAUCUUUUUGCACCAAAAGCUCAAGUAAAAGCGCUCAAGCGGUAAAAGUCUUAGAAGCUAGUUUUAAACAUCUUUUUAAAAAUUUACGUUCAGUCUUUCCUUUUAUGAAUCAUUAAUCAACCUUUUGCUUCUCCUUCGUCUACUCUUCUCUUUACCUCCAAAAUCAGCACAUGUCGCACCAUUGCCUAACAGCCAACGUCCUCACCGGUAGCUCUCGCAACACUGCUUCUAGCAUUAUCUUUUGUUGACUCACCUAGUUGCUGCAACUUCGAUAGUGUCAUUCAACUCAAUAACCUGCCCCAUCCCGACAACUCCUGCCUCCAUUGAAGAUCAUUCUCUUUCAUCCUCUCACUCACUAUCGCUUUCACUGGUUAGUGAAGCCUGACAACAACACUUCUAGCUUUUCAUCACUUAUCGUUGGUUCCCUCUUGUUUUUUCCCCUUGAAAGCAGCAUGAAGGUGUUGAAUGCUUGUUAAGAUCCUAUUAAUUUAGUUUAUCUGUGUGAGAAUAUUAAUUUUUUGGUUAAUGACUAUUUAUUGGCCAAAACGUUUUCAGAUUAUUUUUUAUUAGUCAAAUCUAUUGAAUUACUAAUAAUUAGCCAAAUGUUAACUUCCAGUUAGUAAUUUUGUUAACAAUAUUGACUUGGCAACAUGAUACUGAUUUAGAAGAGAUACAUAAAGGUUAAUUUUAGUAUUUUAACUAAGGAAAGAGUUACAAAAAUUUUAACGAUAAUGUAAAAAUGACUAAUAUUUUGAUGCAUUACAAAAUGUUUGGCAAAUUUUAGUAUUUCAAUAUGUUUGGCUAAUAAAAAAGAACCUUAAAAAAUUUGGCUAAUAAAUAGUCAUUACCUUAUUUUCUUAAACAUAGAUUGCGUAAAAGUAACAUAAAGUAGCGUAAAGCAGACUGCGUAACCAAACGUGGCAGUCAACAAAUAGUCGAACUGCCGAUGAGAGGCCGUGGAUCCGCACUUAAUGGGCUUCCCUUUUAAACCGACAUGGAGCAUAUAAGUACAGAAAAAGGAAACAGAAGAAAAAAUAAUCGUCGAACUUCCUUCGUGAGAGCUCCCCCCGGACCAUGAUCCACCUCACGCCUAAGCAAGCCAAACAAGAGUUUGACAAUCCUCAUAAAAUUAACCACAGUAAAAUGUGAGAAUGAUCUUUAAAUAUGAGUCAUUUCACUUAUUUGUUAAUAUAUUUUUUUGCACAAUACAAGUUAUAAUUAAAAGAUUUCUUGAAAAUUUACAAGAUGGGUAAAAGUUUAAGAUUUUGCGUUUCACUUUUACACUUUCGCUUUUACCCAUUAUUUGCUUCUACAUAGAAGUUAGACUUUGACUUCAUUGGUGGUAUGAAUAUACCAAAGUGUAGCGAAAGUUGGCUUGAUCCAGCGGUAUUGUCAUUGUUCUUGAACCUAGAGGUCACAACUUCGAAUUCCUCAAGUAACACCUAAUGAAAAAAACACACAUAUAUAAAAAAAAAAAAAAAAAGAAGCAAACUUUGGCAGGAUUCAUUGAGAAAUAGAAUGAAUCUCAUCAUCCAAAAUUGGUUCACAUAAUAAAUGUUGCUCUGUUCCAUUAAGUCUCUUUGUCACAUACCGACCAACUUGAUCGUAUUGAGGACUAAUAUCUUGCCUCCUCAGCAAUGUCUUCUAGCUUAGUAAGUAUCUUGCCUGAAUCAGAUAUAAGCUUUCGAAUUUGCUUGCGAGCAGCGCGAACCUUCGUAGUCUUAUGAAAGAAUCCAGUAUUAGAAUCACCAAGGAACAAGUAUUGAAUGCGUGACUUUUGUCGAUAAAAACUCUCCUUCGCCUGAUGCAGAUGUGGACAUAGUUCAGUGGCUUGCUUUUCUGCCUCAAAGUUUGCAGCAGAAGGAUCCUCAAGAGCCUGCAAUUGCUGAGUUUUCAUGUCCUGUUCAGCUUCUCUCACUCUUGCAGAUACAUCUGAGUACUCGUCCUUUUAAGACUUCGGAGCUCUUCCUUAAGAAGUAUUAACUUUUGCCUUAUUCUCUGUAGUGGAAAGCCUCCAACCUGUUCUCCCCAACAUUGCCUUAAUAUCAUCCAUAAUCGUUCAUGGGAUAGCCACAUAUCAAAGAAUUUGAAUGGCUUAGGAAAUGAUUUUCGUUGAACCUUAGUGGAAUAUAAUGCCACAAUGGUCAGAAAAGAGAGGCGUAAGAAGCCUGAUGAUCAAUCAACUCCAUGUCCCCUACCCAUUCCCUAAAUGCACUCAUGCUACUUGUAAUAGAAAUCUCGUUUGAUGCUUCCAUAGGAUGGAGGACAACAUUGAUAUCUCCCCCAAUAGUCCAAGGGAAACCCUUCACACACCACUGCUUCACCUCUCUAUACGUAUAUAAAUGCUCACUUUCCUCAUUUGAGGCAUAAACCACUGUGAAAAAGAAUUAUUCGGAGUUGGAUAGAGAUACCAAACCAUGGAUAAAGAAUGCACUUCUUGUAAGCACCCUAAGUUGUACUCCAGUUUUCCAUGCUAACCAGAUCCUACCAAGCUUAUUAUAUCUGUAAUUAUCUUCAAAUGUAAAACCAAUAAACUUUUCUUGUAUUUUUAUUAGUUAAUGUGUUUGACCAUCCAAGAUAACGGUCAAACAUUGGGUUUUGCCAAUUUCGUUACUUUGAUGAAUAGUUUGGGCAAGAUGUUAUAGAUCGAAAAAAUUGGUCAGGAUUUUUAUUAUGUGCAAAGUUCAGGCCAUACCAUGGUUGUCAUGCCAGUGGUAUGUCGACUCGGUUGAACCAGGUCCAACCGAUACCGGUCAUGAAAUCAGCUGGAAUAUCACCGGCACAACCCUCCAGCCAAUACCGGUCAAAGCCGACCAAAAUUGGGAAUUCCGGUGGUUCUGGUGGUUCAACCGGCAUGGGAGAUGCAGGCCAAAGGCCUCCAAACGAGGCCGUUUUGUCCAAAAAUUGUAGGGUUUCAGCAGCCAAGCUCCAAAGCGCAUCCCCAUUCUCCACUUCGCCUCGCCCAACCAGUCUCGACCUCCUGCCUGCGCUCGCGUUCAAGCUUCUUCCGGCAAGACCUCCUUCAGCAGCCCGGGCAACAAACUCCUCCGGCGAGGUCCCUCGAUUCGACAGCAGCCCACCUGUCACGUUCAUCUUCCUCUCGGCGCGACUUCUUCCGCCGACGCCUCGAUUCGCCAACAGCAAGGUUUUCUGGCGAUGCACGAAAUGCGGCAACCCUGCUUCUUCUUGUGUGUGACGAUCUAAUGGCCCCCAACAGUCCACCUUCUUCCUCAAAUCACCUCCAGCCCUUGUCUCAGGUAACGACUUGGCUUCUUCUGUUCUUAAAUCUCCAAACUCAUUUGAUAUAUCCUAUCUUGGGAAACAAAUUGAUAUGUAAACAUUAAACAACUUUGAUUUGUGUAUAAUUUGUUUGUAACUUCGUAUAUAAUCUUGUGCAUAUAAUCUUUUGGGUGAAGUGAAUAGGGUGAUGAUGAAUUAGGCUUCAUUCUCUAAUUUGUUGCUCAAUUUUACAGAUCAAAGUAGAUGGACUCAAGCAAUGCAUUAACUCAACCAUCUGUGGCAAGUAGUAAUGAUGGUUCUUUUUCCACAGUUCGCUCAAAAGAAGAUCCUACUUGGGAGUAUGCCGAAGAAAUCAGAACUGAUGAUGGGAAGUUGUGGAACAAGUGCAAGCUACGUACUCAUAUUAUAAAAGGUGGAGGAAUUACUAAAGUGAAGCAACAUUUAGCCGGAGAAAGGGGUCAAGUUGGUCCUUGUCCUCAAGUUAGCCAUGAUAUUCGUGAGAGGUUCAAGGCUUUACUUAAGGCAUCUACUAAAUCAAUGCCUAUUGCAAGGGUUAAUGUUGAUGAUUCCGAUGAGGAAGGUAGUACACGUGUAGUACAAGGGAAAAGCGCUGCAACAACUCCUAAUUUCUUUGCUCCAAGAACAAGCCCAGAAGCUCAACCUGGUAUUCGGAGUGCUUUCGCAGGAAAAGAGGCAAAGAAGCAUGCAAACCUCACAGUGUGCUACUACUUUACCUCCAGCUGAAUGGUGGACACUAUAUGGAGAUGAUGUUCCAAAUUUGCAAAGUGUUGCUAUACGACUUUUGUCUCAGACAUCAUCAUCUUCUGGUUGUGAGCGGAAUUGGAGUGUAUUUGACCAAAUUCAUAGCAAGCGGAGGAAUCGAUUGCAGCACCAGAGAUUAAACGAUCUUGUUUAUGUGACAUACAAUCUGAGAUUGAAGUCUAGGUGCUUGAAGAAAGAGUGGAAGAGAGAUCCAAUUCACUAUGAGCAAUUGGAUAAAAUUGAUUUUUGGAUUGUAAAGGAAGGUCCACCUACAGACAUUGAUUUUGAGGAGAUUGAAAAGGCUCUCUAUGAGGAGGAGCAGGAGGAAUCAUCAUCCUCAUCUAGAAAGCGUCCUCGUGUUGACGAGGACUUUGAUUAUGAUGUGACCGAUGAAAUCGAUUUCGAUCUUACUCAAAUCAUUGACGCAAUGGAGAUGGAGAUGGAUGGUUUUAUCUUUGAGGAUGUUUGAUUAUGUACUUUUAACAUUUGGGUGAUGUUUGUUGAAUGUUUAGGUGAUGUUAUCUUUGAGAAUGUUUGGUUAUAUACUUUAAACUAUGAAUGUUUAUGUGGUGUUUGUUGGAUUUAACUAUGAAUAUUUAGAUGUUAACAUUAACUUAUGAACAUUUGUGAGUUGGUAUUUAAUUUUGUCCUAAUUCAAUUAAGGAUGUAUUUUAGA
Messenger RNA from Linum trigynum, 7578 nucleotides. The record is from the annotation of a GenBank genome assembly. NCBI's taxonomy places the organism in Eukaryota, Viridiplantae, Streptophyta, Magnoliopsida, Malpighiales, Linaceae.